AUGCUGGGGCCUGGCACAGGGGUAACUUCAGGGGGAGCGCAUGGAGCCCCGUGGCUGACCAGAGAGAGGGCGAGAGCGGCCGGAGCUUUCCUCCGCGACACCCUGGGCCUGGGUAAACAUGGUGAGAGCUCCACUCUCUUCUCUCCCAACCACCACCUGAGCGUAGUGUGGUGUGGCGUGGUGUGGCGUGUUGUGGUGUUGAUGGGGCAUGGUGUGGUGUUGGAAAGAGUGUUAAUGUCACUGGUGUGGCGUGGCAUGCUGUUGUGUGGUGUGUUAUACAUGUGGUGUGAUGUGACGUGGUGUGGUGUCACUGGUGUGGAGUGGUGUGGUGUGAGUCUGGGCGCUGAGUCACUGUCUGUGAUCGAGAAUACGGUGGCCACGGGGUCUUCUGUGCCAUAUGGGGGGCCACUGGAGGCUGCGGCGGCAGGGGUGGGGGGGGCACCGCAGGGCCCCCCCGCAUGGGUCAAGGCUACCACGGCAACACCACAACAAGUGUACCAGGCGUUUGGGGGAAAGGCGGUGGGCCAGAGGCUGGUGAGACUGCUGGCUCUGCUGUGUGUGCUGGGGCUACUGGGAGGAGUGGCGGUGGGGGUAUGGCACGUCGUGAAGCUGCUGCUGAAGCCUGCCUCACAGCAGAGCCCGGCUGGUGGCGGCGGUGGUGGUGGUGGCGGCGGUGGCGGUGGCUUGGGGGACAGCAAGGAGACGUCCUUCUGUAAUGUGACCGAGGACAUCUCAGUCACAGACUCCCGCAAAGUUUUUUACAGGAUCAGUCCAGAGAAUUCCCUUCUGGAGAUCCAGCUGGAGAGGCUUCCAACAUGGCUGCCGGUCUGCUACGAGCGCUGGAACUCCUCGCUGGGGACGCUGGUCUGCCGCCAGCUGGGCUACCUCAGGUUAACCAAACAUAAAGGAGUCAAUUUAACCGACAUCGGCCCAAAUUACACAGAUGGGUUUGUUCAGAUCGCCGUGGAAAACAAGGCUGGUCUGGAGAGCCUGUGGCAGUUCAGGGGAAACUGCAGCACGGGAAAAGUUAUAGCCCUUAAGUGCUUUGAGUGUGGCACGCGUGCGAAGCUGCCGCGCAUCAUUGGGGGUGCGGAGGCGUCGCUGGGCCGGUGGCCGUGGCAGGUCAGCCUGUACUACAGCAACCGCCACACCUGCGGAGGCUCCAUCAUCACCACCGACUGGGUCGUCACCGCCGCGCACUGCGUUCACAACUAUCGUCUGCCCCAGGUGUCCAGCUGGGUGGUGUAUGCGGGCAUCGUGACCCGGAACUCAGCCAAGAUGGCGGAACACAGAGGUCACGAGGUGGAGAAGAUCAUCUACAACAAGAACUACAACCACAGGAGCCACGACAACGACAUCGCACUCAUGAAGCUCAAGACCCCACUCAACUUCUCAGACAUUGUGCGGCCAGUGUGCCUGCCCAAAUACGACCACGACCUCCCAGGAGGCACUCAGUGUUGGAUCUCAGGAUGGGGAUACACUCAGCCAGAUGACGUUCGUAUCCCGGACACCCUGAAGGAGGCGCCGGUACCCCUCAUCAGCACCAGGAAGUGCAACAGCUCCUGCAUGUACAACGGAGAGAUCACUCCCAGAAUGCUUUGCGCCGGCUACACCGAGGGCAAAGUGGACGCCUGCCAGGGUGACAGUGGAGGGCCUCUGGUGUGCCAAGAGGAGGGUGUGUGGCGUCUGGUGGGCGUGGUCAGCUGGGGCGCGGGCUGUGCUGAGCCCAACCAUCCUGGGGUCUACACCAAGGUGGCAGAGUUCCUCAGCUGGAUCUACGACAUGAUCGAGAGUUACUGAGGGAGGAGGAGGUGUGGAGUGAGUGCUGGAUCUUCACUCGUUCGCGGUACAGAGCACACAGAGCCGACUCGGACAGCUGACCAGGGGAGGGAGGAGGGGAGGAUGGGAGAGCGCUCCUUCCUCGUUCCCACACACAAAAGAAGAGCUCUUUUGUGUUCCGCAUACAAUGCCGAGGACUAAAGACGCUGCAUUGAGCGCAACUGGAAGGGAAUCCCCUUCUGUAAAAAAGGAAAAAAAUACAGAAGAUAGACAAAAAGUGCUGACCUUAUUUCAUUUGAGAAGGUCAAACGUUAACUGACCAG
Engraulis encrasicolus (European anchovy) is the source of this 2102-nucleotide messenger RNA. RefSeq names its product transmembrane serine protease 5 (gene tmprss5). The record is from RefSeq and is a predicted model, not a curated record. Gene Ontology annotation, biological process: proteolysis. The transcript has 17 exons. Gene Ontology annotation, cellular component: membrane. NCBI's taxonomy places the organism in Eukaryota, Metazoa, Chordata, Actinopteri, Clupeiformes, Engraulidae. Bases 1 to 1800 code for a protein of 599 amino acids. Gene Ontology annotation, molecular function: serine-type endopeptidase activity.